UCCCACCCGCUCUUUCUUCCCUCCUUUCGCGUGUUUUAGAAUGGCUACUCGCAAGGAAUCAACUUCGACACCAACUGCCCCGAUGGCUUCCACGUCUCCGGGAGCAACUUUGGAUUCUCCUGUGAAGCAAAUUCAGAUCGAGGGUCUGGUGGUCCUGAAGAUGAUCAAGCAUUACCAGGAGGAGGGCCAGGGCAGUGAGGUGGUUCAGGGUGUGCUACUGGGCCUGGUGGUGGAGGACCGGCUAGAGAUCACCAACUGUUUCCCCUUCCCUCAACACACCGAGGACGACGCUGACUUUGAUGAAGUCCAGUACCAGAUGGAGAUGAUGCGUUCUCUACGUCAUGUGAACAUUGACCAUCUUCAUGUGGGCUGGUACCAGUCAACCUAUUAUGGAUCAUUUGUCAGCCGGGCCCUGCUAGACUCUCAGUUCAGCUACCAGCACGCCAUCGAGGAGUCUGUUGUGCUCAUUUACGAUCCCAUUAAGACAGCCCAGGGCUCCCUGUCCCUGAAGGCUUACAGGUUAACACCCAAACUGAUGGAGAUCUGCAAAGAGAAGGACUUCUCAGCUGAGGGAUUGAAGAAGGCCAUGAUUGGUUUUGAGCACAUGUUUGAGGAGGUUCCCAUUGUGAUCAAGAACUCCCAUCUGAUCAACGUUCUGAUGUGGGAGCUAGAGGAGAAGUCAACUGUGGCCGACAAACACGAGCUGCUCAACCUCUCCAGCAGUAACCACCUGGAGAAGUCUCUUCAGCUCCUGAUGGACAGAGUGGAUGAUAUGAGUCAGGACAUCGUCAAGUACAACACCUACAGCCGUAACCUCAGCAAGCAGCAGCAGCAGAAACACCAGUAUACCCAGCGGCGCCAGCAGGAGAAUGCACAGAGACAGACCAGAGGAGAGACUCCUCUACCGGAGGAAGAUGUCACCAAGAUGUUCAAACCUCCCCAGCCCCCUCCUCGCAUGGACACUCUCCUCAUCGCAGGGCAAAUUAACAAUUACUGCCAGAAUGUGAAGGAGUUCACCUCUCAGAACCUUGGCAAGCUCUUCAUGGCUGAGGCCCUUCAGGGACACAACAGCUAGAAGAGGAGGAAGAGGAGGAGAUGGAGAUGCCCCUCCCACCCAAUCAGAAUGAUCAAUAUAGGCCUGUGUUCUAAAUGGUACCCUAUUCCAUUUAUGGUGCACUACUAGUCAAAACUAGUGCACUAUGUAGGGAAUAGGGUGCCAUUUGGGACGCAUCCUAUGACUGGAGGAUUGAUGUGAUGAUGCGAGAUUUAAAAAAAAACGUUAAAAAACCUGCAUGUUUUUUUUAAAACAACAUUAUUAUUAUUCAUUAUUAAGAAAGCAUAUUCCAGGUUCUCCAGAGAAAGAUUUUGAGUUUGAAUAUUAUUGUAACUUAAUAAAAGCUUUGCAUCUCCCCCCAUUA
Coregonus clupeaformis (lake whitefish) is the source of this 1418-nucleotide messenger RNA. Its product is annotated as eukaryotic translation initiation factor 3 subunit H. NCBI's taxonomy places the organism in Eukaryota, Metazoa, Chordata, Actinopteri, Salmoniformes, Salmonidae. The record is from RefSeq and is a predicted model, not a curated record. Bases 41 to 1075 code for a protein of 344 amino acids. Gene Ontology annotation, cellular component: eukaryotic 43S preinitiation complex; cytosol; eukaryotic translation initiation factor 3 complex. The transcript has 8 exons. Gene Ontology annotation, molecular function: protein binding; metallopeptidase activity; translation initiation factor activity.